GAAGAAAGGAAAAAUGGAAGUGGAAGAGGAGGAGGAGCCAAGCCACAAUAUUUAGUCUUGUAUAAUUUCAUGGUAUGAUGGACGCAGCUGAGGUGGGCCUCCGCUGUGGCCAGGCAGUUCAGCCUUGCCGUCAACCCUCCAGGUGAUGAGUGAGUUGCCGGUUGAGCUGGAGUGUCCUGGUAUUGGGGGCUCGUCUGGUAUUGUAGACAACCAUCUGUGUAACCUUUUCGUGAAGAGGUCCGGUGUGACCCCUGGCAGGUUCGUGAUGGUGUCCGGCACAGCGUUGAAGAGGUCCGCAGAAAACAACACGCCGAUUUAUUUGAAGUCAAGGAUGGAGAUUAAAAUGGCCUUGAAAAACACCACACCUGUUUUGUCCACCGCCAUCACCACCUUUUCCCAGAUCAAGGAAGUGUAUUACAGACUCACACAUAAGGAAGAGGGUUGCGUGGUAGGUGCGUUCACUGGUCUGGGUUGUGUUGGUGCGUGUUCUGAAGAGAUGACCGCAGACGCGCUGGCUGGUGAUGACUAGAGGUGCACAGAUGCAGUGUUCUGUACAAGCUGGAUGGAAGUAUGCAAACCUCGCAAUGAAGAGGGAAAAGUUGAGGAAAUGGUUCUAUCUUGACUUUUGGCUAAAAUAAGCAUCUUGUGUGUAUGUGUGUGUGUGUGUGUGUGUGUGUGUGUGUGU
This is a messenger RNA of Portunus trituberculatus (swimming crab), 685 nucleotides long. RefSeq lists its product as uncharacterized. NCBI's taxonomy places the organism in Eukaryota, Metazoa, Arthropoda, Malacostraca, Decapoda, Portunidae. The coding region runs from base 146 to 529 and encodes 127 amino acids. The transcript is spliced from 4 exons. The record is from RefSeq and is a predicted model, not a curated record.